GGGUGUGGGGGGGGGGAGUGGGGGUGGCCGCGGGAGCCAGCGUCCCGAGUGCCGGGGACGCAGCAGCACCCGCCGGAACCCCGGCAGGGCGGCCGUGGAAGCCUUUCUGCAGCGAAGGCGAAGGGUCUGCGCUUCGGGUUCAGGCUGGGACUGUUGGCCCGCCGGGCCCCAACUCUGCCUUCUCUGCCCUCGGCCCAGCUGCUUCCCCGACCUCCCCACACAUAAGGGGCUUUUGGAACAGCCACAGCAUCUGUUCCAGACCCCUCCACACCUGUCCACCACCGCCACCUGAGGCCUGAGGGAAUGCUGGCUGCUUUCUGUGCCCCUGAGUCAAGCUGGAAAGAUUGGUGGACUCAGCCCUGGCCCGUCGCUGGGCUGUCAGAAGCUGCAGGCUGAUCUCUGUGCAGAUUUCCACACAGCCUCCACCCCCUCAGACACUAGCUUUCCUGCGUGUGGUGGCAGCUCACGGAGCACCUUGAGGGACUAUCCAUCAGCACCUGACAAGGAGCCACUGCCUGAGACACCAGACGUGCUCCCCCGAGACCUGGGGCCCUCAAGGGGCUGAGGCAUGGUGCACUGACGCCUCUGUUGGACUUGUCUCCCUGCCUUUCCCUGGAUUCCUGAGUUCAGAGCCCAGCCCAGGGGCCACUAUGGGUCGGGAGCAGGACCUGAUCCUCGCUGUCAAGAAUGGAGACGUAACCUGUGUACAGAAAUUGGUGGCCAAGGUCAAAGCUGCAAAGACAAAGCUCCUUGGCUCCACGAAGAGGCUCAAUGUCAACUACCAAGAUGCUGAUGGAUUCUCCGCUCUCCAUCAUGCCGCCUUAGGGGGCAGUUUGGAGCUCAUAGCCUUGCUGCUGGAGGCUCAGGCCACCGUAGACAUCAAGGACAGCAAUGGCAUGCGCCCACUGCACUACGCGGCCUGGCAGGGCCGGCUGGAGCCCGUGAGGCUGCUGCUCCGGGCCUCUGCAGCCGUCAACGCCGCCUCGCUGGACGGCCAGAUCCCUCUGCACCUAGCCGCCCAGUACGGACACUACGAGGUGUCAGAGAUGCUCCUCCAACACCAGUCCAACCCGUGCCUGGUCAACAAAGCUAAGAAGACGCCCCUGGACCUGGCCUGUGAAUUUGGUCGGCUCAAGGUGACCCAGCUACUACUAAAUAGCCACCUGUGUGUGGCACUGCUGGAAGGUGAGGCCAAGGAUCCAUGCGACCCCAAUUACACCACACCCCUGCACUUGGCUGCCAAGAACGGCCACCGAGAAGUCAUCAGACAGCUCCUGAGCGGAAUUGAGAUCAACCGCCAGACCAAGACCGGCACGGCGCUCCAUGAAGCUGCACUGUACGGCAAGACCGAGGUGGUGCGGCUCCUCCUGGAGGGAGGCGUGGAUGUGAACAUCCGCAACACCUACAACCAGACAGCGCUGGACAUCGUCAACCAGUUCACCACCUCCCAGGCCAGCCGGGAGAUCAAGCAGCUGCUGAGGGAGGCCUCGGGGAUCCUGAAGGUCCGCGCGCUUAAGGAUUUCUGGAACCUCCACGAUCCCACGGCUCUCAACGUCCGCGCGGGGGACGUCAUCACGGUGCUUGAGCAGCACGCAGAUGGCCGCUGGAAGGGCCACAUCCACGAGAGCCAAAGAGGCACAGACCGUGUGGGCUACUUCCCCCCUGGCAUUGUGGAGGUGGUCAGCAAGCGAGUGGGCCUCCCUGUGCCCCGUAUCCCCUCUGCACCCACUCCCCUCCGCCCGGGCUUCUCCCGCACACCGCAGCCUCCUGCCGAGGACCCCCUGCACCCUCUCACCUAUGGCCAGCUCCCCCGGGUGGGCCUCAGCCCCGACAGCCCAGCAGGUGACAGGAAUAGCGUGGGCAGCGAGGGCAGCGUGGGCAGCAUCCGCAGUGCUGGCAGUGGGCAGAGUUCCGAGGGCACCAAUGGCCACGGCACUGGCCUCCUUAUUGAGAAUGCUCAGCCUCUGCCCUCUGCCGGUGAGGACCAGGUGCUGCCAGGACUGCAUGCCCCGCCCCUGGCAGACACCCUGAGCCACCACCCUCUGAUUAGCCGCCGCUCAGGUGAGAUCUACCAGGAUGUGAGGCCGGAGCAGCUGCUAGAGGGGAAGGACGCACAGGCUAUUCAUAACUGGCUGAGUGAGUUCCAGCUGGAGGGCUACACUGCCCACUUUCUGCAGGCUGGCUAUGACGUGCCAACCAUCAGUCGCAUGACCCCUGAGGAUCUGACAGCCAUCGGAGUGACCAAGCCGGGGCACCGGAAGAAGAUCGCUGCAGAGAUUGCCCAGCUCAGUAUUUCCGAGUGGCUGCCCAACUACAUCCCGACGGACCUGCUGGAGUGGCUGAGCGCGCUGGGGCUGCCCCAGUACCACAAGCAGCUGGUGAGCAGUGGCUACGACUCCAUGGGGCUGGUGGCUGACCUCACCUGGGAGGAGCUGCAGGAAAUCGGCGUCAACAAGCUGGGGCACCAGAAGAAACUCAUGCUGGGUGUGAAGCGGUUGGCAGAGCUCCGGCGGGGUCUCCUGCAGGGGGAGGCCCCGGGCGAAGGCGGGCGCCGGUUGGCCCGAGGAUCGGAGCUGAUGACCAUUGAUGGGCUAGAGAAUGGAGAGGGCCCGGCCACGGCUGGCCCGCGCCUUCUCACCUUCCAGGGCAGUGAGCUGAGCCCAGAGCUCCAGGCCGCCAUGGCAGGCGGGGGGCCCGAGCCACUCCCCCUGCCCCCUCCCCGUUCCCCCAGUCAGGAGAGCAUCGGGGCGCGCUCACGGGGCUCUGGUCACUCACAGGAACAGCCUGCACCCCAGCCUAGUGGUGGAGACCCCAGCACCCUCCAAGAAAGGAACCUUCCAGAGGGCACAGAGCGGCCCUCUAAGCUUUGCUUCCCACCUCCUGGCCAAGGGCCCGCCCCUUAUGUGUUUAUGUACCCCCAGGUCUCACCCUCCAGCCCGGCCGCGGGGCCACCUCCUGGUGCACCCCGGGCCUUCUCCUACCUGGCUGGGCCCCUGGCCACUCCUCCAGACCCCCCUCGACCCAAGCGCCGGUCCCACAGCCUGAGCCGCCCCGGCCCUGCCGAGGGGGAGGCCGAGGGGGAGGCCGAGGAGCCGGUGGGCAGUGCCUUGGGCAGUUACGCCACCCUCACCCGCCGGCCAGGACGCAGCACCCUUGCCCGGACUAGUCCUAGCCCGACCCCCGCUCGGGGGACCCCACGCAGCCAGUCCUUCGCCCUUCGAGCCCGUCGCAAAGGCCCCCCACCCCCACCCCCAAAACGCCUCAGCUCGGUCUCUGGCUCCACGGAACCACCACCGCUAGAUGGGAGCCCCGAGCCAAAGGAGGGAGCCGCGGGGCCCCGACGGAGAACGCUGAGUGAGCCAAGCGGCCCCUCGGAGCCCCCCGGUGCGCCUGUCCCCACCGGCCCCGUGUCUGACACGGAAGAGGAGCCCAGUCCCGAGGGGACGCCUCCUUCUCGGGGCAGCUCCGGAGAAGGGCUGCCUUUUGCAGAGGAGGGAAACCUGACCAUCAAGCAGCGGCCGAAGCCGGCCGGCCCCCCGCCCCGAGAGACGCCUGUGCCCCCCGGCCUCCACUUCAACCUCACGGAGUCAGACACCGUCAAGCGGAGGCCCAAGUGCAGGGAGAGAGAGCCGCUGCAGACGGCCCUGUUGGCCUUUGGGGUGGCAGGCGCUACCCCGAGCCCCUCUUCCCCGGCCCCCGGCGAGGCCUCCCCCUCCGUGUCCUCCAGCCCUCCCCAACCAGAGCCCAGCGGCCUUCCGACUCCAGGAGCUCCAGUGCCCGCUCUCAGCCCUGUGACCCAGCCCCCCACGGCCCCAGGGGCCUCCUGUGCUGGCCCGGGUCUGGAAGGCUCGGCAAACGAUCGGCCAAAUGCAGAGAUGGAGCACACGGCCGCCCCCACGGCCCUCCUCAAGGUGCCCGGAGCAGGAACAGCUCUCAAGACUGUGUCUGUGGCCUGCACCCAGCUGGCAUUUUCUGGCCCAAAGCUGGCUCCCCGGCCUGGCCCCCGCCCGGUGCCCCCCCCAAGGCCUGACAGCACUGGGCCUGUGGGGCCGGGCCAGGCCCAGCAGAGACUGGAACGGACCAGUUCAUCCCUGGCAGCUGCACUAAGGGCGGCCGAGAAGAGCAUUGGUGCUGAGGAGCGGGAAGGCCCCCCUGGGACCUCUACCAAGCACAUCCUGGAUGACAUCAGCACCAUGUUUGAUGCCCUGGCUGACCAGCUGGAUGCCAUGCUGGACUGAACGAGACUGGCCUGUGGCCUCCAGCAGUGUUCACUGUGGCGUCCGGCGUCCGCUGCCUUUGGCCCAGCAUGGAAGAAGUUCCUGGCAUCCUAGGACCAGGCCGGAGGGCUGGGGGGGCUGGAGUGCCCCCUCCCCAGCAGAGGCUCUCCCUGCAUCUCAAGCAGGAGCUGACUCCAGGGAUGGGGCCCAGAGGGCCUGGCAGCACGGUCUAGCUGAGGGGCUUCCGCUGCCAUGGUUACAAAGCCCUUCCCAGGUGUAAUCCAACUGGACAGCCCUGGCCCCUAGAGAGACCCCGGAAAGAGCUUUCUCCUCCCGGAGGAGGUGGCGACAGGACUUCCAGGGCACUUUCUUCACACCUCCCACCCCAUGCUUCAAGCCCCAGUGCAGAGAGAAUGCGUCAGGCUACCUGCCUUGCUGCUGUGGCCACAGGGAUGGGGGGGGGGGUACACCUGGUUGGGCACCUCCCUGCAGGUGCACCGAGGAGACGUGACCCGAGUACACCGUGGGGACACGCCCAUGUGGAGUGGCCAUGUCCUGCCAGCCCACAUGGGAUGGAGCGGGACUGACAGAUCUUCCCUGCCCAAACCGUCUCAACUGUACAUACUGUUUUGUAAGCAGAGAGAAAUGCAUAUAUUUUAAAUGGAAUUUAUUCUGUCUAUUAACUGCCUGAGAGAUGCAGUAGGGGAAGGCCUUCGGACCCCAGCAGAGGUGCCGCGGCCCACCUCGGGGAUGGAGGCCUGGCCUGGUUGGCCCGGGCUUGGGCUCUGUAACCAUUAACCUCUCCCACCAACUAAUACCAAUGAAAGCGUCAUUCCACACA
Perognathus longimembris pacificus (Pacific pocket mouse) is the source of this 5058-nucleotide messenger RNA. It is a transcript of the gene Caskin2, whose product is annotated as CASK interacting protein 2. Gene Ontology annotation, molecular function: protein binding. The record is from RefSeq and is a predicted model, not a curated record. NCBI's taxonomy places the organism in Eukaryota, Metazoa, Chordata, Mammalia, Rodentia, Heteromyidae.